This is a messenger RNA of Danaus plexippus (monarch butterfly), 2698 nucleotides long. Its product is annotated as ubiquitin carboxyl-terminal hydrolase 3-like. Gene Ontology annotation, biological process: protein deubiquitination. Bases 190 to 1881 code for a protein of 563 amino acids. The transcript has 10 exons. Gene Ontology annotation, cellular component: cytoplasm. NCBI's taxonomy places the organism in Eukaryota, Metazoa, Arthropoda, Insecta, Lepidoptera, Nymphalidae. The record is from RefSeq and is a predicted model, not a curated record. Gene Ontology annotation, molecular function: cysteine-type deubiquitinase activity; zinc ion binding.
CAAAACUACAACACUGAAUCUUGAUGUUUUCUUACUCGUUCGCUCCUAGUCAGUGUAUUGGAUAAAUCUCUUUCGAUUGCGUUCGGGAGUAUCUCGCAGUAACAAAUGUGGAUAUGAACUAUGCUUAGCUUCUAUGAAUUAAAAAACUUAUUUCAAUCAGUUAUUAUAUGAUUAUAAUUAUUAUGAAUAAUGGAAUGUACCCAUUUGUUAGAUAACGUCAAGUUGGAUAGCGAUCUUUUCGGUGAGGAUAUUACGAUCACAAAGAAUUUCAACUGUUCAGAAUGUCAUAUCAAGGAACAGAAUUGGCUUUGCCUGCAAUGCGGGAUCGUCAACUGUGGCCGGUACGCCAACGGACACGCAAAACUACACGCAGAAUCAUCUGACCACCAGUUGUGCAUGAGCUGCGACGUAUUUUCCGUUUACUGUUACAAAUGUGAUGACUAUGUUUCAAAUGAUGUAGAACAUCUAACAAUAGACAAAAUAAGGCAGCAUAUAAUGCAAGCAACGGAUGGUAAUGUUAAUGAAAAUGACAAGGAAAUAACAAAAGAUUGUGCGGGGCAAGAUAGUCAUCUACAAGAGGAUACAAGUGAAAAGUCAUUGUCACCUAUUGCUGAAGAAAACUCUAAUCCAGAAAUCCAGCUGGUUACAUGUGAGAUAACAACUGAACCAAGUGCCUCGGAAAAUGUUCAGAGCAAAAAAUCAAUUAAGAAUGCGGAAGAACCAGUUAGAAGUUUGCGACCAAGGUCUCGUAAAAGAUCUCACUCUGAGGAUAGUUUUGCUGAAAAUUCAUCCGUACCAACGAAAAGCAGACAGAAAGGUUUACCGUUAAAUGGGAAGAGUCAGAAGGAUAAAAAAAUUGUAGGUUUAAAAAAUUUAGGCAACACAUGCUUCAUGAAUGCUGUGCUGCAAAGUCUUAAUAAUAUACAAGAAUUUAGUUACUACUUCAGUCAACUGCCUUCCUUGGAAAUGAAGACCAAUGGACGGAAAGUGUAUCACUCGAGGAGUUACACAAGACAGGAGAUGCACGAUGUUGUUAUGGCAGAGGAACUCAGGAAGGUGUUAAUAAACCUCAACACGGGAGGCUGUGGUUCCAAAGCUGCUAUAUCUCCUGAAUGUCUGUUCCUGGUGAUAUGGAAGGUAGUUCCGCGGUUCCGUGGCUACCAGCAACAAGACGCACACGAAUUCCUUCGCUACAUGCUUGACAGACUGCACACAGAACUCCAGCAGUUGGUGCCCGAUCGUCCUGAAGGUGUUAAGGCACCGGCAUCUAUUGUCACCGCUGUGUUCGGUGGAACAUUACAGAGCGAGGUCCGUUGUCUAGCAUGUGGUACUGAGAGUAAGAAGUUUGAUCCAUUCUUGGAUCUGUCCCUGGAGUUACCAGAGAGUGGGCGACAUGACGCGCCUGUCUCACUAACUGACUGCUUGGCCAGUUUUGUACAGAUCGAAGAGCUGGCUGACACAGAGAGAUAUUUCUGUAGCAGCUGUAAAUGCAAACAGAAAUCAACAAAACAGUUCUGGAUCAGACGGUUACCGAACGUACUGUGUCUACAUCUCAAGAGAUUUAGAUGGCACAACUAUUUCAGAACUAAAGUGGACACUUCCAUCUCCUUCCCCCUGUUGUCCCUGGACAUGUCCGGGUUUGUGCUACCCAACGUGCCCGACACCAGGCGCUCCGGCCGCGGCAGUCUGUUGUAUGACCUAGCAGCUGUGAUCGUUCAUCACGGCUCGGGCGCCGGGUCCGGUCACUACACGGCGUUCGCUAUCAACGAGGAGCAAUGGUUCCACUUUAACGAUCAAACUGUCCGUGCGACCGACUCCGCGGCGGUGGCGUCCUGCAAGCCCUACAUACUGUUCUACAUCAGGAGAGAAUUCGCUUCGUGACAGCAGCCAACAACCAUUAUAAACUGAGCCCUGUAUUGUGUAAAACGAAUUUAUUUAUCAUGUGCAUAGUCCUUAUAUCGGCCAGUAUAUUAGUUUUUGGCGUUUGUAUUACGCUGAGUUGCGUUUGAUGCGUUUCUUUAAGACGUGUGACGGAAGGUGACAUCGCUUCAUUAUAAUAUUCAAAAUAUUUUCAAUAUGGAAUCAAAUUAUUAGGUGUAAUUUUUUUUUUAUAUUAACGGCUUCGUCGCCUUGCACAGCUUAAAGAAGAGCAUUCAAUUGGCUUGAAAGUGUUGAGAUUUUUAGGACGUUGGAAUCAUGAAUUAAUUAUCCUUACUGUACGUUGGUAUCGUCAGACUGCAUAGUUAUUUUUUCAUUUAUUAAUCUUCGCUAUACUUAGAUACUCUCCGAAACUGGGUACUAGAUACUCUCCGUGUGUAGUUCUACGAUGUGAACAUAUACUAAGGGUAAACGAGUUAAGUUAACCGUUUUAUUGUCAAGCUUAAUGAAAUUGAAUCACUCGCAUUUUUUUUCAUGUUUUUACCGAAACGAGCUGGUCUCAAAUGUUCCCUUUAACUUUACAAUAUAAAUGUAUUUAAUAAUAAUGUCUGUGGAGUGUAAAUGUCAAAAUCAAAGCAAACGAUUCAUAUAUAACAUUCCUGAUUUACAAACGUAUUGUGAUGCGCGUGUGUAAAUAGUUUGAUAAUUUUCGUGGUCUCCGUUGCAAGUACCUUAAUGAAAUGUUCUAUUACAGGUUUAUUUAAGUACUUCAAUUACUGGAAGUUGAUAGUGAUUGAAUUUAAUAAAUUCGCCAUACAUA